AUGGCUGGAGAAAAAGUUGAAAUUUUGAAGGAGAAGGAAUCGACAUCGUCUUCGUCGGCACCUACAUCCAAUAGACAUCCAAUUGCCAGUACAAGGUUAGAGGUUGAUAAAUUUAAUGGCUCCAAUAAUUUUGGUAUGUGGCAAUGUGAAGUUAUGGAUGUGUUGUAUCAACAAGAGUUGGAUAUGGUUCUGGAGGAUAAACCAGAAGAUAUUGAUGACAAGCAAUGGACUAGAAUUAAUCUCCAUGCUUGUGCCACUAUUCGAUCGUUCCUUGAUAAGGAGUUGAAAUACCCGUAUAUGAAGGAAACUUCUGCUAAGAAACCUGAAUCGAACUCAUCUCUUCCUCUCUCUCUCGAUCUCAAUGAAGUGGAUAAGUACUUGACGGAUCCUUUUGAGAGCCCCUUGAGUAAACAAUUCAAUCUCUUGAAUUGGUGGAAAGGGAACCAAACAAGAUAUCCUAUUCUUUCACAAGUUGCCAAGGAUAUCUUUGCAAUUCCAAGUUCUACGGUUGCUAGUGAAAAUGCUUUUAGCCUAGGCAAGAGGAUUGUGGAUCCUUUUAGAAGCUCUUUGCAUCCUAAAAUGGUAGAGGCAUUAGUGUGUACUAGUGAUUGGCUUAGAGCGGACGAAUUUUCCUUUUACAAAGAACCAACGGAUGAUGAGGUUGAAUUCUACAAGGAAAUGGAAGAUAUGACAACUUAUAGCAUUGGUGCUCAAACAACACAAAGGGGUUCUUCAAAUCCACUCACCACCAACACUUGAGUUUGUAACAUUGGUGUAUUGCAUUUUUCCUUUUAGUUUGUAACUUUAAUUAACUUUGAAUUG
Messenger RNA from Prunus dulcis (almond), 822 nucleotides. RefSeq lists its product as uncharacterized. Lineage: Eukaryota; Viridiplantae; Streptophyta; Magnoliopsida; Rosales; Rosaceae. The coding region runs from base 1 to 759 and encodes 252 amino acids. Gene Ontology annotation, molecular function: protein dimerization activity. The record is from RefSeq and is a predicted model, not a curated record. The transcript is spliced from 3 exons.